Messenger RNA from Pelecanus crispus (Dalmatian pelican), 966 nucleotides. Lineage: Eukaryota; Metazoa; Chordata; Aves; Pelecaniformes; Pelecanidae. The record is from RefSeq and is a predicted model, not a curated record.
UUUUUUUAUGCUGGCAGCACUACUAUCUGCUCUUCCCUGGUUUAGACAUAUGGAAAACGGCAGAUUGUGAUGGAGAAAGAGGAAACAGAAGAAUUGAAACGGUUUGAUUCUCCAGGCUUGUUUCUGAUUGGCUUCAAACCACUUUCAAUGCUAAAACAUCACCACCAUAUCAAGCCUUCCCAGUUCAUACAUCCUGAGGAGUCCCUAGUAAAUGGGAGUACAACGCUAUUUAAUGCCUUACUUAUGAAAUGCUUGGAGAAGGAGGUGAUGGCUCUGUGCCGAUACACUGCCCGCCGGAACACUCCCCCUCGCUUCGUGGCCCUGGUUCCCCAGGAGGAAGAGGUGGAUGAGCAGAAAGUGCAGAUAGCCCCUCCAGGUUUCCACAUGAUUUUCCUACCAUACGCAGAUGACAAACGGAAUGUUGAUUUUACAGAAAAGGUGCCAGCUAGUCGAGAGCAGGUGGACAAAAUGAAGGAAAUAAUUCAAAAACUCCGAUUCAGAUACAGGCCUGACAGCUUUGAGAACCCAGUUUUGCAGCAGCAUUUCAGGAAUCUGGAGGCUUUAGCGCUGGAUAUGAUGGAACCGGAACAAGCUGAGGAUCUUACAAUGCCAAAGGCUGAAAAGAUGAACUGCAGGGUGGGCAACCUGGUGGAGGAGUUUAAGCAGCUGGUUUAUCCCCCUGACUAUGAUCCUGAUGGGAAGGCUGUAAAGCGAAAACAAGCUUCUGAUGGUCAAACUGAGAAGAGACCCAAGGUAGAAUUCUCCAAAGAUGAGCUGAGGAGUCACGUACAGAAGGGCACUUUAGGCAAGCUCACUGUACCUGUUCUGAAGGACGCAUGCAGGCUUUACGGGCUGAAGGGUGGGGGGAAGAAGCAGGAGCUCAUGGAUGCGAUAACUGAAUACUUUAAUGAGCACUAAGCAGGAGCAGUCAGCCCUGGUUGACACCAUCUACUUAAAGUUUUGGUU